AUAACGACUCACUGUCUUGCGUUGUUUAUUCUGUCGCUCAUGUUGAAUGUACUUUAAGAACACGAAGACUCACUCUCUAUGAAUGACUUUCCUCUGAAGCUAUAAUGUAUUAGAAAUGUUGGAUUUGUGUAUAUAGUAAAGGUUGAAAUAGAUCGUGGGAAUUUUUUUUGUUCAAAACUUCACCAGUAUUUUUGCCCUACAACAGAAGUAUUUAAAAGUCGGGCUGUGUAUAUAUAAAGAGUUCCAGUGUGAACUCCAGGUAACGGGCUUGGAAUUUGUGUUUCUUCAGUGACAUUAAAUAAAGGAAUGCUUUGUGGGUCACUUCUGCUGUCCUUUAUUUCACUCUUAAUUUCUGGGGUCUACAAUGGUGUCCAAAGUUUUGAUGAUUACACAACGGAUGGAUUUAGAAAUAACUUAAAUCAACCAACAUGGGGCAUCGCAGGAAGUAACUUUAUGAGAAGCAGCCCAGUGGCCUACACAGAUGGCGCUUAUGAAAUGGCCGGGAAAGAUCGGCCAAAUCCGUUGGAAAUAAGCCUCAGAGCUCAUCGAAAGAUGCAAGACUCGCCUUCCCGAUUUUCCCGGAAUGUUCUGCAAACAGUUUACGCGCAGCUUGUGAUGGACGAAGUGGCGCAAACGUACAUGACCGGAUGUCCUCCAGAGUAUGAACAUCUGGAGCUGCCUGAAGGACAUCCUCUUAAAAACUUUACUCAUCGACCGAUGGUUUACGCUAGGUCCAGUUAUGACCAAACUACUGGAUACGCUUCUGCAGGCCCAAGGCAACAGGUCAACUUAGUGUCAUCCUUUCUAGACGGAGGCGUCAUUUAUGGAGGAUCUCAGGUUUGGACCAACUUGCUGCGAUCAUUUUCUGGCGGUGAGCUCCUAGCUGACACCACAGACCUCAAAUCCAGUUUCCCACUGUACAAUGAUGUCAAACUUCCCUUUUACAACGCACCCAUACCGCGGGACCAUACGUUCAAACCAGUGAAUAGAUUGUUUCGUAUAGGUAAUGCCAAGGGACACGAGAAUCCCUAUCUCUUAGCACUGCAAGUUGUCUGGUUCCGUUGGCACAACAAAGUGGCCAGAGAUCUGGCUUCUAAAUCGAAUGAGACAGAUGAGGAGAUAUUUGAGCGCACCAAGAGAAAGGUGAUAGCAGCUUUCCAAAAAAUAGCAGUCAAAGAGUGGCUACCCGCGUUUCUUAAUGGAAACACGACAGACAAAUCUUCACUCAAUCUUGCCAACUAUUCAAAUUACAUGUCACGUGCUCAGCCAGGUAUAACACAAGAGUUCUUGGCCGCCAUGGAAGUCAGAAAUUCUUUAUUACCUUCAGCUGUGGAAAUGUUGGAUGAGCAGUGUAAAAUCUCUACAACGCCUGGACGUGGACAGAGUGGUCAAGACAUUACAGUGAAAGCCAUCAGACUUUGCAACAACUUUUGGGAUUCACAUGACCUCGUCAAAGACCACCUGGAGGCCAUACUCCGCGGUAUGAUCUACACUCUUGGAAGAGCUGAGGAUGGGACAUACAGCAGCGAUAUGACGGAUUAUUUCUACGGACCCUACGAGUACUCACGAUCAGAUCGUGUGGCAUUACAACUGCAACAGUUCAGAGACCAUGGACUUCCUGGUCUGAACACAAUCAGGGCGGCUUACGGACUAAGCCUUAGGGAUGACUGGACAACAUUUGGCGGUCCAAAUGGAACUCUGCACAAGUUGUAUGGAGGCAGCACACCAGACAAUGUAGACAUUUUGGCGGGCAUUUUGCUGGAUGAUGGUGACAGACUGAGCGGGAUGACUGACUUGACUCGAACUAUUUUGUUGGAGCAGUUCUCAAGAAUUCGGGACACAGAUCGGUUCUGGUAUGAGAAUAGACGAUUAUUUGACGCCAAAGAAAUAGAGGAAAUAGACAAAAUUACUUUUAGUGAAAUUCUUCGAAGUGUAACAAAUAUUUCACAGAUCCCAGACAACAUUUUCUUGUGUCAGAACUCUCCAUCCUGUCUCUGUAAAGAUCCCCCAAAUGUCUUUAACGCUUCCGAUGCUCAAACCGACGUCUGCAGUCCCUUGGAAACGUAUGACUACAUCCAAGGGAGUGAAGCUUCAUUCGCCUUGUCUUUUCUGGCACUGGCUUUAGUUACACCAGUGUCCAUGGCAGUUUUGGCUUGUCUAGUCAAAAGAAAAAAAGCCGUUAAAGUGGAACACAAUAAAAGACAAUCAACUUUACACAUCAAAAAUGAUGCGACAAAAUUUGCAGGGAAGGAGUAUUUGGGUGCCAAAUCUGGCUAUAGAAGUGUUCGAGGUGAAUUCAAAGCAGCAGAUCGUCGUAUCUUUAUUCGAGAUGCUCAAAGAAAAGAUCUCAGGUACGUGGACUUUGUGAAGACAGAUUUAAACAAAGUGACUCUUCUGAUCUCCAAUGAUAAAGACUUUAGUCACGUAUGUCUGAAGGUGCCAGGAGAUAUUGAUUUGAUUCUGAAGUUUGCGGAUGAAUACAUCAGGCAGACGUUUGUGUCAUCCGUGCAGAAGUUCUUCAACAGCUUGGGAUUAACUCUGGAGGCAGAGUAUGUCAACGAGGUCACACUGUUCAGUACGGCUAGUGACAAAGAUCAGAGACAAAAGCUGUUGGAUAUUUUUUUUAGAGCGGUCUGUUUCACGGUGUUCGAAGGAACCUUAGAUUCCAAAAAGCAUCAAAUGAGCUUAGAUCAAAUCAAUGAAGUCAUCAAUAUCAAGCUAACAAUGACAGAGUUCGCGGACGCCAUGGGCAUGCAACCGUCUUCCGUGUUUGUGCAAAAUGUUUUUCUUCUGGCAGACAGAGAUAAAAAUAAUUGUCUGUCUUUCGAAGAGUUUUUCCACCUGUUUGGUAUAUUUAUAAAAGGCACAGCUGAACAAAAGGGUCGUCUGCUCUUCAAUAUCUACGACCCCCGCAAUGUUGGCUAUCUGACUAAAGACGAGUUUUACAAAAUGAUCAAGUCGCUGCUGGAUCUUGCAGAAAGCUCUGACCUUACAGAAGAAGCCAUCAAGGACUUGGUACACUCCAUGUAUUCACAUGUUGGUCUGACAGCAAAUCAAAACAUUUCCUACGAAGACUUCAGAAAAAUAUUUUGUGCCAAGGAAUACUCAGCAACAUUACAUGACGCCACCAUUAUUAGUCAAGCUGCCAAGCACGUACCUUUUAAACCUGGCGCAAGGGGAGAUAACCGAAGAAAUACCUUUAUAAGCAAUUACAAUUCUAAAAACGAGACUUCCAGCAAUGCCUCCAAGACGUUCCUGAAUCACAGAGACUCUGCACUGCUGAGAGAGUACGUCAUAACAAAGCGGGAGUACCCGGGCACUCCGUUCGCCAAACGCUACUACAAAGUAUCGAGGUACUUCAACAGGUACAGGUGGCAGAUAUUUUGGUGCACCCUCUACACCUUGGUCACCAUCGGUAUCUUCGUGGAGCGUGCAUUUUAUUUCGCCAGAGGACGUGAACACGCAGGACUCCGGCGUAUGUCUGGUGCCUUGGUGACGGCCAUGAUCAGAGGUUCUGCAAGUGUUCUUAUGUUUACAUAUUCAAGCUUGUUGGUGACUAUGUGUCGAAACAUGAUCACAGCUCUUCGAGAAACUUUUCUUCACAGAUUUAUACCUUUUGAUUCUGCUGUUUCUUUCCAUAAGUAUAUCGCUGUAUUAGCAAUGAUUGGUACAAUUGUGCAUGUAGUGUUUCAUGGUAUCAACUUGUACUGUAUGUGUACUCAGACAACAACUAGCAUCAAUUGUUUCUUUGGGGAAUAUUAUACAGAUUCUCAUUCGUUUGCGACAUUUCAUUUUUGGGCCUAUCAGACAAUCACAGGUCUUGCUGGUGUUUUGGUUACUGUGUUCAUUUUCGUCAUCUAUGUUUUUGCGACACAAUUUUCCCGAAAACAUGUUUUUAAGUCCUUCUGGCUAACUCAUAGUUUGUACUGGUUAGUGUAUAUUCUGACAUUCCUUCACGGAGUUGGUCGCCUGGUUCAAGCCCCACUAUUCGCUUGGUAUCUCAUUGGUCCAUUAAUCCUGUUUGUCCUCGAUCGACUGCAGAGUAUUAGUAGGAACAGAGUGGAGAUAGCUGUCAAAGAGGCUACAGCUCUUCCUUCGGGUGUAUUGAGACUUGUGUUCAAGAGACCCAGCACCUUCAACUAUAAAUCUGGUCAGUGGGUGCGCAUUGCGUGUACAGAUCUGAAUAAGGACGAGUACCAUCCGUUCACGUUGACCUCUGCGCCACACGAGCCGUUCUUGAGUCUUCACAUCCGAGCUGUGGGUCCCUGGACAACAAACCUACGUCAAGUUUACACUAGUCACGUUAACGAAGGAUCGCCUCUGCCCAAUAUCUUUUUAGAUGGUCCAUUUGGGGAGGGUCACCAGGACUGGUACUCUUGUGAAGUGGCUGUUCUAGUUGGCGGUGGAAUUGGCGUCACUCCGUUCGCUUCUAUCUUGAAAGAUAUUGCUUUUAAAUCCAAAUCUAGCAUUCAGGUGACAUGCAAAAAGGUUUUCUUUAUCUGGGUCACAAGAACACAGAAAAGUUUCGAGUGGUUAGUGGAUCUACUACGUUCUGUGGAAGCUGCUGAUGUCAAGGGCAUAGUGGACACCCACAUCUUUGUCACACAGUUUCAGCAGCGUUAUGAUCUCAGGACAACAAUGCUAUAUAUAUGUGAAAGAUAUUUUCAAAAGGUAGAAGGUCAAAGUUUAUUUACAGGCCUCAAAUCUGUCACACAUUUUGGGAGACCAAAUUUUGAAGAUUUCUUUGCAGCCAUUGCAAGUGAAUACAAAGAGGUAUCCCAAGUCGGCGUUUUCAGCUGUGGACCAGGCCCAAUGACUUCCAAUGUCCAGUCUGCCUGCAACUACAUGAAUGGUCUGAUUGGCCCAACAUUCUCGCACCAUUUUGAAAACUUCUGAAUGUUGUAGUACAAUCAAACCAUCAGCUAAACCGGAAGGAUUGAAUACAAGCUACGAAUUUUAUUAAGACACGAUGUAUUAGUUACUGUCAUUACUGGCUACAGUACUAGUCUGGUUUUAAAACGUAAUGUUCAAUUUUAUUAUUUUAUUUCUACUCUUAUAGGCUACUUGACCAUGUCUAUUUGAAAAUUUACAACAAAAAUAAUAUAUAUAAUUUAAGUAGACCUGUAUUUACAAAAGUAGAAUGUGUAUAUGUAUAUAUAAUUUGCACUUAUUGAGGUUAAAUUCGCCCUCUGUUAUUGUCAUUUAAAAAAAAAAUUUUACCAUUAAUUUUCAUUUUCUAAUCUUAAUGCUUAUUUUUAAUAAUGUUGGAUUGUUUUAAGUUUUCUAUAGAAAAGAUAUUCGUUUUAUUUAGGAUAUAUUAAGCUUACUGAUAAUUGUUGUGAUUUUAAUUAACAUUUAGAUAACACUAAAAGAUGAGACAGUGUGCGUGUGUGUAUUUGUAUUGUAAAAAGAAUGUGUAUGCUGAAUAUUUCUUUAGAUUGAUUGUUUGAUAUGCACUCGAAAAUGUUUCUCUCUCGUAGGAUAUCAUUUGUUUCCCCUUUCCCCAUUAACAAUUAAAUAUUCUGUGUAUUAA
This is a messenger RNA of Biomphalaria glabrata, 5533 nucleotides long. Its product is annotated as dual oxidase 2-like. Lineage: Eukaryota; Metazoa; Mollusca; Gastropoda; Planorbidae. The coding region runs from base 307 to 4896 and encodes 1529 amino acids. The record is from RefSeq and is a predicted model, not a curated record. Gene Ontology annotation, cellular component: NADPH oxidase complex; plasma membrane. Gene Ontology annotation, biological process: superoxide anion generation; response to oxidative stress; defense response. The transcript has 33 exons. Gene Ontology annotation, molecular function: heme binding; peroxidase activity; calcium ion binding.